Molecule: messenger RNA, 2837 nt
Organism: Manis pentadactyla (Chinese pangolin)
Lineage: Eukaryota; Metazoa; Chordata; Mammalia; Pholidota; Manidae
Gene: ZW10
Product: zw10 kinetochore protein
Exons: 16
Coding region: 28-2370 (780 amino acids)
Biological process (GO): mitotic cell cycle; endoplasmic reticulum to Golgi vesicle-mediated transport; mitotic spindle assembly checkpoint signaling
Cellular component (GO): chromosome, centromeric region; RZZ complex; nucleus
Source: RefSeq, a predicted model, not a curated record
CGGCGCGCGCCGGGGCCGCUCGUGGUGAUGGCCUCGUUCGUGACGGAAGUCCUGGCGCACUCGGGCCGGCUGGAGAAGGAGGAUCUGGGCACCCGCAUCGGCCGGCUGACGCGGCGGGUGGACGAGGUCAAGGGUGAGGUGUGCAGUAUGAUCAGCAAGAAGUACAGUGAAUUCUUGCCUAGCAUGCAGAGUGCACAGGACCUGGUUGCCCAAGUGGAUAAGCUGUCUGAUGACAUUGACCUCCUGAAAUCCAGGAUAGAGAGUGAGGUCCGGCAGGAUCUUCGUGUAUCAACUGCUGAGUUUACAGACUUGAAGCGACAGUUGGAAAGAGACUCAGUCGUCCUGAGUUUGCUUAAACAGCUCCAAGAGUUUUCUACUGCUAUUGAAGAAUAUAACUGUGCAUUAACAGAGAAGGAGUAUGUCACUGCAGCUCGGUGUCUGGAAAAGGCACAGAAAGGCUUGACGUUAUUAAAAUCCAGAAAAUGCUUUGAUUUAAAAAUGUUGAAGUCUCUCAGCACGGAGCUCACGAUACAGAAACAGAAUAUGCUUUAUCACCUUGGAGAAGAGUGGCAGAAGCUGAUUGUAUGGAAGUUGCCGCCAUCAAAAGAUACCAGCAACUUGGAAUCUUGCCUACAAACAGAACUUCACUUAUGCACUGAACAGUCUCAGAAAGAAGAGAAGACCCCUGUGCCCCCAGUCAGCUCUGUCCUGUUGGCAUUUUUUAUCCUUGGGGAGCUACAUACGAAGCUUAAAUCGUUUGGCCAAAUGCUGCUGAAGUAUAUCCUCAGGCCCCUGGCUUCUUGUGUGCCCCUCUGUGCUGUGGUGGAAAGCCAGUCUAACACCGUUACCAUUAGUUUUGAAUCUGUGAUGUCUGACUUGGAGCAUCCAUCGCCAUCUGAAGUUUUUGCAAAAAUCAAGCUGGUACUGGAAGUGCUGCAGAAACAGCUCCUAGAUUUGCCUCUUGAUGAUGCUGACCUAGAAACGGAAAAAACACCCAAGAUCAUACUGGCUGAGAUGUUUGGUGACAUCAUCUGGGAGGACUUGUCUGAGUGCCUCAUUAAAAACUGCUUGGUUUAUUCUAUCCCAACGAGCAGCAGCAAGUUGCAGCAGUACGAAGAGAUCAUACAGUCCACCGAAGAAUUUGAAAAUGCCCUAAAAGAGAUGAAGUUUUUAAAAGGAGAUACUACUAACUUGCUGAAAUAUGCCCGUAACAUCAAUUCUCAUUUUGCUAACAAGAAGUGUCAGGAUGUGAUUGUAGCAGCCAGAAACUUAAUGACCUCUGAAAUUCACAACACUGUGAAGAUUGCUCCUGAUGCCCAGAUAUGUGUGCCGGACUUGCCCAGUGCUGACCAGGGUGACAAGCUACAAGUACAGAAAAUGUGCACAGCUCAGUACAGCGAAGUCGUGGAUUUAGAGCCCGAAAGUACACUGGACCAGCAUUCCUUUUCUCUGCCCACAUGCCGCAUCAGUGAGUCUGUGAAGCAGUUAAUGGAACUUGCCUAUCAGACUUUAUUGGAGGCAACAACCAGCAGUGAUCAGUGUGCUGUUCAGCUUUUCUACUCAGUGAGGAAUAUCUUCCAUUUGUUCCAUGAUGUUGUGCCAACAUAUCACAGGGAGAACCUCCAGAAACUGCCCCAGUUGGCUGCCCUUCACCACAACAACUGCAUGUAUAUCGCUCACCACCUGCUGACCCUAGGCCAUCAGUUUAGCCUGCGUCUCGCGCCCGUUCUUUGCGCUGGCGCUGCUACUUUCGUGGACCUCGUACCUGGCUUCAGGAGACUCGGGACCGAGUGUUUCUUGGCCCAGCUGCGGGCACAGAAAGGAGAGCUUCUGGAAAGAUUGUCAAGUGCUGGGAACUUUGCAAACAUGGAUGAUGAAGAGAACUACUCCGCAGCAAACAAAGCAGUCCGGCAGGUGCUGCACCAACUCAGGAGACUCGGAGUUGUGUGGCAGGAUGUCUUGCCAGUGACUAUAUACUGCAAGGCCCUGGGCACUCUGCUCAGUACGGCGAUUUCUGAGAUCAUAGGCAGAGUCACCGCCCUCGAGGACAUCUCUACUAAAGAUGGCGAUCGACUGUACUCCUUAUGCAAAAUAGUGAUGGAUGAAGGGCCGCUCGUGUUUGUACCUCUAGCUGAAGAGAGCAGAAACAGGAAGUACCAAGAGGAGGUUGCAGUCUACGUUCCGAAGUGGAUGCCGUUCCAGGAACUGCUGCUGCUGCUGAGAGCCGGCCUGCGAGAGAUCGGGGACCGGUGGGCUGAUGGAAAAGGACCCUUGGCAGCUGCGUUCUCUUCCAGCGAAGUAAAAGCUUUAAUUCGUGCCUUGUUCCAGAACACGGAAAGAAGGGCGGCUGCGCUCGCUAAGAUUAAAUAGCUCCGCCUUCCUAAGACAGCGUGUCGUGCUCAUGUGGGUUCCUUUCUUGGCGUGGUCAUGCCUUUAAAGAUCCUGGAUCCCCCUUUUGGCUUUGGCGAGCCAUUGUGUCAUAAAAGUUUGCUUUCACCUGAGAACGCCUUACCUCCUUGCCUGCGAGGCUUUGUUGGCCUGGAUCUAAAGAUGAGCUGUCAAGUGAAGCACCCCAGUUUGUUGACCUUCUAGUCACCCUCCCUUGCCUAGAAGCUGUGGGGCAGCGUUGUUUCACUGCUGCCCGGGCCCUCUGGGAGCCCUACCCGUUGUGAACAAGGCCCUGGCCUUGGGUCAAGGAGUCUGGGGGAUCCGGCAGACAGGGUUCGGAGCUUGUGAGCAAAUGGAUAUAUUUUGGGGGAUAGAAGAACCAUAUUUAGCCUUGCAUGAAUUAAGGAGACUUCCUUGAAUAUUUCUUUCCAAUAAAUAGUUUUUUCAGA